UAUAAACGGCGCAAUCCCCUGAAGCGAGCAACCCACGCCAGCCCACCUCCCUUCGUGUUUGUGGAGGCUGCGCGCAGCCGCCCGGGGCGGUGGGCACCAUGCAGAGGUCGCCUCUGGAAAAGGCGAACGUUUUCUCCAAACUUUUCUUCAGGUGGACAAAGCCUAUUUUGAAAAAAGGCUACAGACGACGUCUAGAAUUGUCAGACAUUUAUCAGAUCCCUGCCACAGAUUCUGCAGAUAACCUCUCAGAAAAAUUGGAAAGAGAAUGGGACAGAGAAUUGGCUUCAAAGAAGAAACCUAGACUCAUCAAUGCUCUUAGACGCUGCUAUUUCUGGAAAUUUGUGUUCUACGGAAUAUUAUUGUAUCUAGGGGAAGUUACCAAAUCUGUGCAGCCCCUUUUAUUGGGAAGAAUAAUAGCUUCUUACGAUCCUUCCAAUUCAGCUGAACGGUCAAUAGCUUACUAUGUAGGCAUAGGACUCUGCCUUCUCUUCAUUGUACGAAUGUUGCUUCUCCAUCCAGCUAUAUUUGGCCUUCAUCACAUUGGAAUGCAAAUAAGGAUAGCUUUGUUUAGCUUAAUUUAUAAAAAAACCUUAAAAUUGUCAAGCAGAGUCCUAGAUAAAAUAAGUACUGGACAACUUGUUAGCCUUCUUUCAAACAAUCUGAACAAAUUUGAUGAAGGUCUAGCCUUGGCUCAUUUUGUAUGGAUUGCACCUUUACAAGUAGUCCUGUUGAUGGGGCUGAUCUGUGAGACGUUGGACGCCUCAGCAUUUGGUGGACUUGGCUUCCUAAUUCUCGUUGUCCUUUUCCAAUCCUGCCUAGGACGAAUGAUGAUGAAAUACAGAGAUCAGAGAGGAGGAAAGAUCAAUGAAAGACUUGUAAUUACGUCAGAAAUUAUUGAAAAUAUACAGUCAGUCAAGGCGUACUGUUGGGAAAAUGCAAUGGAAAAUAUGAUUGAAAGUCUGCGAAAAACUGAACUGAAGUUGACCCGAAAAGCUGCUUAUGUGAGAUAUUUCAAUAGCUCAGUGUUCUUCUUCUCUGGGUUUUUUGUGGUGUUUUUGACUGUGCUUCCGUAUGCCCUCAUCCGUGGAAUUAUCCUCAGAAAAAUAUUUACCACCAUCUCAUUCAGCAUUGUUCUUCGAAUGACAGUCACCAGGCAGUUUCCUUGGGCUGUGCAGACAUGGUACGAUUCUCUUGGAGCAAUAAGCAAAAUACAGGAUUUUUUGCAAAAAGAAGAAUACAAAACCUUGGAAUAUAAUUUAACAACGACAGGGCUUGAAUUAGACAAAGUCACAGCCUUCUGGGAUGAGGGAAUGGGGGAGCUUUUUGCAAAAGCGAAUGUUGAAAAUGGUAGUGGCAAAAUAUCCACUGCAAAUGGUGGUCUCUUCUUCAGUAACUUUCCACUCCGUUUUACUCCUGUGCUCAAGGACAUCAACUUCAAAAUUGAAAAAGGACAGCUUCUAGCUGUUGCUGGAUCUACUGGAGCAGGCAAGUCUUCUCUCCUGAUGCUAAUCAUGGGAGAACUGGAGCCUUCGGAAGGCAAAGUCAAGCACAGUGGGAGGAUUUCGUUUUGUCCUCAAGUAUCAUGGAUCAUGCCCGGAACAAUUAGAGAGAACAUCAUUUUUGGGGUUUCCUAUGAUGAACUGCGAUAUAAGACUGUUAUCAAAGCCUGUCAAUUACAAGAGGACAUUUCAAAGUUUCCUGAAAAAGAUGACACAGUUUUGGGGGAAGGUGGCAUCACUCUCAGUGGAGGUCAACGUGCCAGAAUCUCCUUAGCCAGAGCAGUGUAUAAAGAUGCUGACUUAUAUCUCUUGGAUUCCCCUUUUGGUUAUUUAGACAUGUUAACAGAAAAAGAAAUAUUUGAAAGUUGUGUAUGCAAGCUUAUUGCCAAUAAAACUAGAAUCCUUGUCACUUCAAAACUGGAGCAUUUAAAGAUAGCAGACAAGAUAUUAAUUUUACAUGAAGGGAGCUGUUAUUUCUAUGGAACAUUUUCUGAGCUUCAGAGUCAACGACCAAACUUCAGCUCUGAGUUGAUGGGAUUUGAUGCUUUCGAUCAAUAUAGCCCAGACAGAAGGAACUCCAUUCUGACUGAAACAUUGAGGAGACUCUCUGUGGACAAUGAUGGAAUGGGUUCAAUAAAUGAAAUGAAAAAGCCAUCCUUUAAGCAAACUUCAGAUUUUCCUGAAAAAAGGAAAAAUUCAGUCAUAAAUGCAUUCAAUUCGAGCCGGAAGUUUUCUUUCAUGCAAAAAACACCACUGCAGGUCAAUGGGAUAGAAGAAAGUAUUGGAGAACCAGCUGAAAGAAGGUUGUCUUUAGUACCUGAUUCUGAACAAGGGGAAGCAAUUCUGCCUCGGAGCAAUGUAUUCCAUCCAGGCCCUACAUUCAAAGGGCAGAGAAGACAAUCUGUGCUUAACCUGAUGACCCGAACUUCAGUUCACGCUGGACAGAGUUUUUACAAAAAAAACAGUAUAUCAGUACGUAAAAUGUCAGUAAUUCAUCAGUCCUCUGAGGUAGACAUUUAUGCCAGACGAUUGUCACGGGACAGUAUAGUAGAAAUAACUGACGACCUGAAUGAAGAAGAUUUAAAGGACUGUUUCUUUGAUGAUACCGAGACAAUGAAUACUGUUACUACCUGGAAUACAUAUUUCAGAUACAUUACUAUCAACAAAAAGUUGAUUGCUGUGUUAAUAAUGUGUGUAGUUAUAUUUACAAUUGAGGUGGUGGCUUCUCUGGUUGGGGUAUUAUAUAUCAAUGGGAUAGCAACUCUAUCUCCUGUAAAUAUAACAGAAACAAGAAAUGCUACCUCUGAUCAAUUGGAUAACGGUGCAGUUAUUAUUACUGAGACAAGCAGCUAUUAUAUCUUUUACAUUUAUGUGGGAGUAGCAGAUUCCCUGCUGGCUUUGGGAAUCUUCAGAGGCAUACCACUGGUGCAUACUCUAAUAACUGUUUCUAAAACUCUCCAUCACAAGAUGUUGCGUGCGGUCCUUCAGGCACCUAUGUCUUCCUUCAACAAACUGAAAGCAGGGGGAAUACUUAACAGAUUCUCAAAGGAUAUAGCAAUACUGGAUGACCUGCUGCCACUUACAAUAUUUGACUUCAUCCAGUUAAUAUUCAUUGUGGUUGGUGCUAUAUUAGUAGUCUCAGUUAUGGAACCGUACAUCUUCCUAGCAUCUGUGCCUGUGAUUGUAGCUUUUAUUAUGUUAAGAGCAUACUUCCUGCACACUUCUCAGCAGCUGAAACAACUAGAAUCUGAAGCCAGAAGUCCAAUUUUCACGCAUCUCAUUACAAGCUUGAAGGGGCUUUGGACGCUAAGAGCUUUUGGGCGGCAACGAUAUUUUGAGACUCUGUUUCAUAAAGCUCUGAAUUUGCACACAGCAAACUGGUUCCUAUAUCUCUCAACACUACGUUGGUUCCAGAUGAGAAUAGAAAUGAUUUUUGUCAUCUUCUUCAUCAUUGUGACAUUUGUUUCCAUUGUUACUACAGGACAUGGGCCAGGAAAAGUUGGCAUUAUUCUCACAUUAGCCAUGAAUAUUAUGGCAACCUUACAGUGGGCUGUAAACUCAAGCAUAGAUGUAGACAGUUUGAUGCGGUCUGUGAGCCGAGUGUUCAAAUUCAUUGAUAUGCCAACAGAAGAAUCCAAAUUUAUACCACCAGCAAAGAAUGGGGAACUUUCCAAUGCCCUCAUAAUUGAAAAUAAGCAUGUUAAAGAAGAUAAUAUCUGGCCAUCUGGUGGGCAAAUGACAGUGCAAGAUCUCACAGCUAAGUAUGUAGAGGGAGGACUGGCUGUACUGGAAAACAUUUCCUUUUCAAUAAGUCCAGGACAACGGGUUGGCCUUUUAGGAAGAACCGGCUCAGGGAAGAGUACUUUGCUCUUUGCUUUCUUGAGACUCUUGAAUGCAGAAGGGGAUAUUCAGAUUGACAAUGUCUCCUGGAACACUGUCUCUGUGCAGCAAUGGAGGAAAGCAUUUGGAGUAAUACCACAGAAGGUAUUCAUAUUCACUGGAUCUUUUCGGAAGAAUCUAGAUCCUUAUGAACAAUGGAGUGAUGAAGAAUUAUGGAACGUUGCUGAGGAGGUUGGACUGAAAUCCGUAAUAGAACAAUUUCCAGGACAGCUUGAUUUUGUCCUAGUGGAUGGUGGCUGUGUCCUCAGUCAUGGACAUAAGCAGUUGAUGUGUCUUGCCAGAUCAAUUCUCAGUAAAGCACAAAUUCUUCUUCUUGAUGAGCCAAGUGCACAUCUUGAUCCUAUAACCUUCCAAGUGAUCAAAAAAACUCUGAAGCAGGCUUUUGCCAACUGUACAGUAAUACUCUCAGAACACAGACCAGAAGCACUACUAGAAUGCCAGCGAUUUUUGGUGAUAGAAGAUAACAAGGUCAAGCAAUAUGAAUCAAUCCAGAAGCUACUGACUGAGAAGAAUUCCUUCCGACAAGCCAUCAGUCAUUCAGAUCGAGCCAGAUUCUUCCCACUACAUCUCAGGAACUCAAGCCAACGCAAGUCCAGGCCUAAAAUUGGUGCCUUGCAGGAAGAAACAGAAGAAGAAGUGCAAGAAACUCGAUUGUGAACAUAUAUUGCUGUGUUGUCUCAUUACAGUUAAGAGGAAGUAUUGUGAGGGGAAAAGACCAGACAAGGGAAAUAUUGACAGAGUACCACUGCAGAAGCAAGCACAGAUCAAGCAAUUAUAUUACUUUAUGAAUAUGUAAAGAUAUUUCACUGUAUUAAAUAAUAUAGGCAACAAUCCCCAAAUAUCAUCCACUAUUUACACACCUGAUUUUUAAAAAACUCAUGAUGGAAAACCUGAUGAUUCAAUUUUAAAUUAUAUUCUUAAAUAUUUCAGCUGUGUCAGCCUAUCCUAUAAAAUAUCAUGGUCGCAGACAUCUAAAUGUAGUACAAGGCAACCAUAGACUACAAUCACUAUCUUUUAAAUCAGAAUCCAUGGCUUAAUUAAAAUUAAAAACCCACUUUUCCUCAUGAAAGCAUGAACCAAGGGUAUAAUGUAUGUGCUUUCUGAGACAAUAAUAGGCCUUGAAUAGUAUUUAUUAUUGUGCCAAUUAUAAAUAUUUAGAAUAUUAACUAGACGGCCUAAACAUUUAAUUUCUGCAUCAAAAAGAGCAUAAUAACUAUCUGCCCUUGGCAUUUAAGCAUGUAAGUUUUCAUAUAAACCAUUCUGAUUAAUCUAUAUAUGUGUUCCUUAUGGCCAGGCAUAAAUUAUGAAGCCCAAAAAGCAUGCUUACUGCCUCACCAAAACUCGGGUGCUGUUCUCUAAGAUAGUACAGUACAGAGGCUUGAUUAGCUGUUAUGACUGCUAUGUUUGUUCAGAAAAUAUGUGAAUUAGAAAACUGGAAAAUAGAUUUAAAUCAGUGACUUAAAUUGCCUUGAUCUGGAUCAGUUCACCCUCAUGGAAAGCUAUGGGCAUUUUGAUGAAACUUAAUUCUGCAGAAUUGCUUGUCCAUGGCAUUCAGCUGAAUUACG
This is a messenger RNA of Pogona vitticeps (central bearded dragon), 5464 nucleotides long. RefSeq names its product CF transmembrane conductance regulator (gene CFTR). Gene Ontology annotation, cellular component: plasma membrane; apical plasma membrane; cytosol. The record is from RefSeq and is a predicted model, not a curated record. Gene Ontology annotation, biological process: bicarbonate transport; chloride transmembrane transport. Gene Ontology annotation, molecular function: chloride channel activity; ATP binding; ABC-type transporter activity. Lineage: Eukaryota; Metazoa; Chordata; Lepidosauria; Squamata; Agamidae.